Molecule: messenger RNA, 3234 nt
Organism: Ramularia collo-cygni
Lineage: Eukaryota; Fungi; Ascomycota; Dothideomycetes; Mycosphaerellales; Mycosphaerellaceae
Exons: 1
Coding region: 1-3234 (1077 amino acids)
Cellular component (GO): membrane
Molecular function (GO): calcium ion binding
Source: RefSeq, a predicted model, not a curated record
AUGGCGAAGAACCACGCACGAGCUCUCGCCGGGAUCUGCUGUGCAUUGAACGCAUGUUUCAUGGUAGCGAGGGCAGCACCUGUCGUGAACUUUCCGUUCAACUCCCAAGUUCCCACCGUGGCCCGAGUCGAGCAGCCAUAUAGCUUCCGACUCUCCGAUUCGACUUACGCACAAACUCCAGAGAGUCUCGUGUAUAGCUUGGAAGGCCAGCCAGCAUGGCUUACAUUUGACGGCGUGACGAGGACUCUUGAGGGUACACCAGGACAGGCGGAUGAGGGAUCCGCCGCUUUUAGCCUUAUAGCAGCCGAUUCCUCCGGUGCGGUGCGGAUGCCAUGCACAUUGGUCACCUCAGGAAAUCCGGCACCGCUUUUGGCAGGAGAUAUAAGCGAGCAACUCGCGGCCACUAUCAAUCUUUCGUCUAGCGAGCCUGCUGUGGCGACUCUUCUGCCCUCGACAGACUUCAAAUUCGACUUCGAGCAAGGUUCCUUUAUCGACAUUGUUCAACGCAAGCUAUAUUACUACGCUACGCUGUCUGAUCGCACUCCACUCCCUUCGUGGCUCACCUUCGACUCUGAUCAGUUGACAUUCUCUGGGACCGCGCCCGAUCUCAGUGCUUUUCCGCAAUCCUGGACAAUCGACAUUAUCGCCUCUGACGUGCCCGGAUUCGCGGGCACACGUGCGUCUUUCACAAUUGCUAUUGCAAAGCAGCAGCUCGCUUUCGUACCAGAACAGCAAGACGUGACUAUUACCCCUGGGGAGUCUAUAACUAUCUCCACCUUGAAGGACGGGUUGUUUCGAAACGAUGUUCGGAUCAGGCCAGAUGAUCUUGAGAGUGUCACGGCAUCUCUGCCAUCGUGGCUACAACUCGAUUCAGAUACCUUGAGAAUUGAAGGGGAAGCACCAGCAAAUGCCACUACGCAGAACCUCACCGUAUCUGUGGUAGACAAGCUCGGAAAUUCUGCUACUGCAGUGCUCAACGUCAUACUGGGAAGCAUAUCGUAUUUCGACGGCCAAGUCAAAACCAUUGAGGCGCGUGCAGGCGAAUGGCUGGAAUACCACUUUGAUGACUCCUUGUUCAAUCAGGAUAAUUUGGAUCUCAGCGUGACAUUCCCUACAGCCACGAGCUGGCUCAGUUUCGACGCCGAUACACAAAAYAUCUCGGGAAAGGUACCCACGUCCCUGGAGGAUACCACUAUUAAAGCCACACUUCUAKCAAGCCCGCCUGGUGGUAAAGGCAGUCAAGCGCAGGUCUUCACAAUCGACAUACAGGGCAAAGCGAUGUCUUCUACGUCCCUUGUGGCCACGAGCUCAACAACCGCGUCCACGGGUCUUCCUCCUUCAACAAACAUCGCUGGGCACUCUCCUGGCGCAGCUGUCGGAUCGUCCAAUUCCACCACACGCCUCAAAAUCGGACCCAUUGUGGCAAUAGUCAUUCUGUCGGUAGUUCUCACAGCGAUUUUGAUCGUUUCCAUGCUCUUCUACUGUCGACGUAGACGUGCGCGAAGGGCGGAUUUGCUCACCCCGCCGAAAAGCACGAUUUCUCGGCCCAUGCCAUCUCCUGAGCCAGAAGGGAUCAUCGUCACGACAUCAAUGUACCGCGAUGUCGAAAAGCACGCGGGACCUGAGGCUGCUCGGGUGUCACCUUCGUCUCAACACAUCAAUUCAGAAGAUCCGCCGCAACUCGCUGCUCUGCAGCUACCGUCUCAAGGCGCAAACAGGAUGUCGAGAUGGWCUGAGAGGUUCUCGAGAAAUAGCAUGGCAUCAUCGAUGGGAGUGGGAGAGGAGAUGAUCAUGGCAGACUCAAACAUUCCAGAAUGGGGACGACCAUCUGUGGCCAUGUCUGCGCCACACGACAGCUUUUCCAUCCCUGCUGAGAUUGCUAGAGUCUCGAGACAGCUAUCGGACGUCUCUCCUAGCAAGCAAGCACUACACAGGCUCCGUGACAAGAACAGGAAUAGUGCCGGUAUUGGAAUGACAAGGACGACGGCCGGCGGAAUGGCGAGACAUUCGUCUUCAAGACGCGGUACGAAGCAACGAGGGCAAAGGAGUAGCAUGGGCCUAUCAACCACGAGAGAAGCCAGCAGUAUGAGUUCUUUCACAACUAGAGGGACGAGCGUGUUGUCAACUCAGACCACGCUGCCCUGCGAGUUUCCAAGACCUCCAUCGACCGCCGUGUCGCUUCCCACUUCCUCGUUACCAGAAACAGCCAACCGGAAGAGCUACAGGCGAAGCGGUAUCCGUAAUAGCACCAUCAGGAUGGUGGGACGCAGUGAUAGUGUCAAAGACGACCGCCCACUUGAUGAGAAGCGCCAGUCUUUUAUCAGGAAUCGGGCGAGCAAAAGUGGAAUACAGAGUCCGCUUUUCGCACAUGGCUCUAGGGGAUCAUCCUCUGCAAAUGCGRGACUGAAUGGAAGAGCUUCGACCAACCUCUCUUCGUUUGGGAGUAUGAGAGGUUCACGACAACUUCCCACGAACUACUCGGAGGCUUCCUCUACAGAUCCACAGGUCCAUGAUACUCGACGCUUCAGCCAGAGGGUACGGUCUGUUUUCGCCCCAAAUUUCCCUCGUGCACUCACGAGAUCUACGAUAUUUCCAGACGAAGAUCGCAUACCAGAAGGCGCCUCAAGCUCAGCGUUCAGUACGACGUCGGAAUCCCUCAACAGCGAUGAUUGGGUGCACGACUUACCAAAGCCUMGCAAUGAGAGGAAUUUUGUGUUACCGGGAGAAGCAUCGCCUACACCACCUCCAGCACCACCUGUGUCACGGCGCGGCUCUUCGAUUGGUGGACGUGCGCUGCCAGGGGAAGGCGACGUACCAGUCCAAGCUUGGAAGAAACGUAUGAGAGAAAGAUCCUCAUCACCACUAUCAUCACAAGUCAACGCGACAGUAAUGGAUCGGUCGUCACCACUCGGGUCUCGAAGCCAGCGCCGUAGAAAGAGUCUUCUCGGUGAGCCUCAAAGCCUGGUUAGCGCGGACAGCAUGCACAAGUCCACCCGUCCCAGGAUGGCUCGCACCAACGUCAGUCGGCCUGUGAGCAUCGAAGACGUCCAGAGUCGGCUGAGCAGUAUGCAAGCCAAUCAAGGGCACGCCCAAGCAGGAGCAGGAAGUGAGCAAUGGGAAGAAACCGAUUCUGAGGAUGAUGCUCGAGGUGUUGAAUUGAUGCCUGUCAUACCAGCCGGCGGCAGCAGAACUGGUACACAGCGGUCCGAUAUGAGCGGCCCUGCAUUCCUGUAG